Molecule: messenger RNA, 1323 nt
Organism: Corticium candelabrum
Lineage: Eukaryota; Metazoa; Porifera; Homoscleromorpha; Homosclerophorida; Plakinidae
Product: G2/mitotic-specific cyclin-B-like
Exons: 6
Coding region: 123-1187 (354 amino acids)
Biological process (GO): regulation of cyclin-dependent protein serine/threonine kinase activity; mitotic cell cycle phase transition
Cellular component (GO): cytoplasm; cyclin-dependent protein kinase holoenzyme complex; nucleus
Molecular function (GO): cyclin-dependent protein serine/threonine kinase regulator activity
Source: RefSeq, a predicted model, not a curated record
CUCUCAACCAAUAACAUUCAAUAUCGUUAACCGCGUCAUUCAAACGCUCGACUGUCGUCCAGUCAUUUCUUCAUCUGACUUUCAACAGCGGAGUUGCCUUCUUACAACCAUUCACCAAAGCCAUGGCGUCAACACGAGGUCGCACGCUACGCGACCAGAGCGAAAACCAAUCUACCAGCUCACUCAUCCCUGGCGUUCACCCUUUGCUGGGAAAAGACACAAAACAGCUCAGACGACCCGCUCUCGGUGAACUACGCAAUCGAAAGAAAGUUGAACGAGUAGAAGGGAAAGCAGCCGACCCGUCACGUGACUGCCUCAACUUGGACUCCCUUUCUCGGUCACUUCCGGCCACUGGAGUCGAGGAUAUCGACCAAGACGAUUGGGAAAACCCUCAACUGUGCGCCGAGUACGUCAACGAGAUCUACACGUACAUGCGCCAGCUGGAAAUAAAGUUUACGGUACCACGUGACUAUAUUGGGAAACAGAGAGAUAUCAAUGAGAAGAUGCGCGCUAUCUUGAUCGAUUGGCUGGUACAAGUUCAUCUCCGCUUUCAUCUGCUUCCGGAAACAUUGUAUAUGACUAUCAGUAUUAUAGACAGAUAUCUCGCUAGUGAGCAGGUCACUCGUGGCAAACUGCAGUUGGUUGGAGUAACUGCUAUGUUUGUUGCAUCAAAGUACGAAGAGAUCUACGCUCCAGAGUUGCGCGACUUUGUCUACAUCACCGACAAUGCCUAUACAGGCAAACAAAUACGAGACAUGGAGAGACACAUGUUGGCUGUGUUGAAUCACGACUUGGGCAAGCCUUUGCCACUACAUUUUCUGAGACGGAAUUCAAAGGCAGGACAAGUGGAUGCUGACAUUCACUCUGUUGCCAAAUACUUGAUGGAACUUUCGCUGCAGGAUUACACAAGUUUGGAGUAUUGUCCAUCAGAGAUUGCUGCUGCAGCACUUUGGAUAUCACUGAAAGUAAACGGAUCAGCAAUCACAUGGAAUCCAACACUGGUACACUACAGUACAUACACUGAGAAGGAUCUCAAGCCAUGCGUCAAUCAUCUGGCUCGACUUGUCAAGGAGAGUGCGACAUCAAAGCUGCAAGCCGUCAGGAACAAGUACUCGACAUCGAAGUUUCUCAACGUUAGCAGCAAGCCAGGGCUGCAGCCAUCAAACAUAAUGAAGAUGAUCAGUUGAAUUCGAAUGUGUGGAUGGUUUGUACAUGUAGUGAGAAAGUGUGAAGUAUUUUAGCUGACAGUUUUUGAUCCAUAAACAGUUCGAUAGUGAUGUCGUGGUACAUGUACUUGGUACAGCUAUAGUAAUAAAUAGCUUG